GAAAGAUACGGUCAGCUGCUGCUGCUGCUGCUGCCGCUACUUCUGCUGGGAUUCCGCUACAGGCCUUUAAGCCUCUACUGAGAAUGACCAUCCCGAGUGGACCAGUGAUAUCUGCCAGAGACUGCUCUCAGGUGGAAAACAAGAGGAGCACCUUGAGGUGGGACCUGUCUCCAGAUGAGAUCAGGACCCUGACAGAGAGCUUGAUUGACAGAGUGAAGAAGGUCUACGAUGACAUUGGAGCUCUGAACAUAGAAAAUGUCUCAGUUGAAAACACCCUGGAAGCCUUGGCUAAUGCCAAGCUGGAUUAUGCAUCAUCUCGCCAUGUCCUUGACUUCCCCCAGUAUGUUUGUCCUUCUAAGGAGGUCCGAUCAGCGAGCACAGAGGCAGACAAGAAGCUGUCCGAGUUUGACGUGGAGAUAAGCAUGCGGGAAGAUGUAUUCAAACGCAUUACUGUUUUGCAGGAGAAGUUCCAGGAUGACCUUUCACCCGACGAAAAGAGGUUCGCAGACAGACUUGUUACACUGGGCCAGAGGAAAGGAUUGCACCUGUCGAAAGAUAUACAAGAGGAGAUCAAAAGAACUUCCAAGCUAAUCAGUGAGCUGUCCAUAGAGUUUAACAAGAAUCUCAAUGAGGACAAUACGUUUCUUGUUUUUUCUGAGCGAGAAUUGGGUGGGCUAGCUGAUAGCUAUCUGAACGGACUGGACAAGGCAGCAGAUGGACGGUAUAAGGUGACACUGGAAUAUCCCCAUUACUACCCCCUGAUGAAGAGGUGUCACAAUCCUGAAACCAGGAGGAAGAUGGAAACAGCUUUUCACAGCAGGUGUAAAGAGGUAAACACAGCAAUCCUUGAACAGUUGAUACAACUGAGGGCAAAGGUUGCAGACUUACUUGGUUACAGUAGCCAUGCAAACUAUGUACUGGGAAUUAACAUGGCCAAAAAUGCAAGCAAUGUGUCUGACUUUCUAGACACGUUCUAUGAAACCCUGAAGCCCAUCGGAAUCAAGGAGAGGAAAUAUAUUCUUGCACUAAAGAAAAGGGAGUGCUUGAUGAAGGGCUACCAGUUUGACGGGAAGAUCAAUGCCUGGGACUUACCCUAUUACAUGAACCAAGUGGAACAGUGCAAGUUUGCAGUAAACAAGGACAAACUAAUUGAGUAUUUCCCGCUUGAUGUGGUGACAGAAGGACUGUUUGGUAUCUACCAGGAGCUGCUGGGUCUCAAGUUCACCGAGGUGGAACAUGCACACGUGUGGCAUGAAAAUGUCAAGCUUUAUUCAGCGCACGACGCUGAAACAGGCGAGGAGAUCGGUCAGUUCUACUUGGACUUACAUCCAAGGGAAGGAAAAUAUGGCCACGCCGCUUGCUUUGGGCUCAGGCCUGGCUGCAGAGGACCUGAAGGGAAACGCAGGCUUCCAGUUGCAGCAAUGGUGGCUAACUUUACCAAGCCCAGGAAAGGCUGGCCCUCCCUCCUCCAGCACCAUGAAGUGGAGACUUAUUUUCACGAGUUUGGUCAUGUCAUGCAUGAGCUCUGCUCUAAGACCACUUUUUCAGAAUUCAGUGGAACUCUGGUCGAGACAGACUUUGUGGAAGUGCCAUCUCAGAUGCUUGAGAACUGGGUUUGGGAGAAGGAGCCUCUAAGAAGAAUGUCUGGCCACUACAAGGACGGCACCCCGAUCCCAGACAGUCUGCUCGACAAACUGAUUGCCUCCAGAGUCGCCAACACUGGCCUGAUGAACCUGCGUCAGGUAGUCCUCAGUAAAGUGGACCAGUCACUGCACACCAGUCGUUGUGCAGACACAGCCGAGGUGUUUGCACAGCACUGCCAGGACAUCCUGGGUGUUCCUGCUACACCAGGUACCAACAUGACAGCCAGUUUUAGCCACUUGGCUGGAGGAUAUGAUGGUCAGUACUACAGCUAUCUGUGGAGUGAAGUCUACUCCAUGGACAUUUACUUCAGCCGUUUUAAAAAGGAAGGCAUUAUGAAUCCAAAGGUUGGAAAAGAGUACAGACGGGUGAUACUGGAAGCUGGCGGCUCCGUGGAUGGAAUGGACAUGCUGAAAGCCUUCCUUGGACGUGCACCAUGUCAGGACGCCUUCUUUCAGUGCAAGGGACUGAUUAAGUCACAAAAAACCCCUGUUAUAAUCUGAUAUAGCUUUAAAUUCUUUUUGUUAUAACAAUGUAUAUUUCUAAUUGUCUGGAUGCAUGUACACAGUCGUAGAAAAAUAGCUUUUGUUCAAGGUUUUGUACUUGA
This is a messenger RNA of Stegastes partitus (bicolor damselfish), 2248 nucleotides long. RefSeq names its product neurolysin (metallopeptidase M3 family) (gene nln). Gene Ontology annotation, molecular function: metalloendopeptidase activity. The record is from RefSeq and is a predicted model, not a curated record. Lineage: Eukaryota; Metazoa; Chordata; Actinopteri; Pomacentridae. Gene Ontology annotation, cellular component: mitochondrial intermembrane space. The coding region runs from base 84 to 2144 and encodes 686 amino acids. Gene Ontology annotation, biological process: proteolysis; peptide metabolic process. The transcript is spliced from 13 exons.